AAAGUUAAGUUAUGGAUUCAGAAAAGGUAGAAAGCCAGUCUUAUAAAGAAAAGUUUAAAGAGAAAAAUGAUUUGUUUAAUAAUUUACUUCAGCCGAAAACUGAAACUAGUUCACUUGUAGAAGAUACCGAAGAAGAAAUACAAAUUAAUAAGUUUUUAGAUUUCAUAAAAGUUUCUUGUAAAGUAAAUAAUGUUGUAUCAAUGCAAACUAAUCAACAAAGACAUUUGACGUGUAAUACAUCAGAAAAUUAUCACUCACAUCUCCCGAAAGAUGAACUGAAUUUUGAAAAAAUGGUGGAUAAAGAGAUAUUUGAAGGCAUUUUAGGGCAAAGAUUUGAAAAUAAAAUAAUGAAACCAAAUAUUGCACAAGAUAGCGAAGUCUCCACAAGCGGAAUUGAUGAUAACAAACUUUCCCAAAGGCGGAGUACUGUGGGAUUGGCUAUUGGGUCAUUUUCUCGGCGUAGUUUCAAGAAAUUAGAUAGCGGAUUAAAAAAGGAAGAAAGUGUGCAAACAAAACUAUAUAAGAAAUUAGACUAUGUUAUUAAUGAAGGAAUGGCUGACUCUGUUCUAUCCUUUAUUUGUCCAAUACCGGUACCAGCUUCUUUUCCUAAUCAAUUAAAACAUAAACAAACAAAUAAAAAGGAAUCGAUUAAUGCUAGACAAAUUCUUUUGGAGAAUACAGAUUCUGUAAAAGUGAAUAAUAACGGAAAAAUUAAUGAAAUUGAAAAUGUUAAUGACAGAAAGGGAUUAAAUUGUGAAACUUAUCCGAACGACGCAAAGCCAAUGAGAAAGUUAAAAAAUAUAGGAGAUACAAAAGAACCUGAGAUUGUUAUCCAUGUAUGUGAUGAAGUAAAAAAUACUACAAAAGAUUUUAGCUGCUCACAACGGUUAUUGGUGAAUAAAAUGGGAUACUUCGCAGAGGUAACGGCUGGACAAAAGCUCGACGAAAUGGACAUUUCGGUGCAUUGCGAUAUACAAAUAUUCGACUGGUUAAUAAAAUGGAUGAAAUUAACGGAUUUCGUUGAAUCAUCAGGUUGUAAGAAACCCACAAUUGAAGGCUCAGAGGAUAUGCCACGAUUGGAUGCUAACAAUGUAAUUCCUAUAUUGGUGUCUGCCGGAUUUUUGCAAAUGGAGCCUCUAAUGGUUGAAUGCCUAUCGUUUUGUCAUGCUCGGUUGUGUGAUGUAGUACGUUGCUCUUUAAAUCUCUCCUGUUUGAAUGAUUCAAUAAUUACACGGUUAGCUGCUAUGUUUACCAAUUUGGAAUUGGAAAUGGUGCGAGACAAAAAAGAACGUUUAGUACCACGUUUGUGGAUAAAGCUUAUUCAAAGUCUUUGUGAGCCUGAACCAGAGGCACUACGAGGGCACUCCUAUAGUUUAGCUGGGUUGUUUCGAUGUUCAAGAUGCGGUGAACAUCUUACAAACACAAUUAAAUCUUACAUUCCCUGUCAACCUAACAACACACGACUAACCCGAUGGGGUCAAUUGACGAGUUGUCACGUGCGCGACAACCUCUGGAACAUGAAUAACUUUAUUGCGCAAAUAUAUAAAGAGCAUCGGUCAUGGCGUAAGGUUUACUGGAAACUUUGGGGUCAUUGCCAUUUUUUAUAUUGUUGCAUCUGCGAAUCACAUUUCCCAGUUUACAAGAUGACGUGGUGUCGUUUUCACCCUUUGAGUCCAAAUUAUAUGGAAUCAAUUACUGAUGAUUUUUUAGCCGGACCAGUCGGUCGUUAUCCGUGUUGUGGACAAAAAGCAUUUCGUUUUGAGACGUUUCCUGAGACCAAUGGAUGUCAUUUUCGUGAGCAUAGCGUUCUUGCAGAGACUGAUCGAGAGCGCCAGAUUUUGCAAAUAAUCCAAAUUAUAUCUGACAAUUGCAUACUUUCUGAUCCCCCAAGCGAAAGUUUAAGGAAUCCGGAAAAAAAUCCUCUUUGGGGGGGAGUGCCACUUACUCCUCAACAAUGCAGACAAGGAUUGUUACCUGCUUUGGAUGUAGGAGAUCUAUCAUCAAAAUCUAUUCGACAUAUGGACCAUGAUGUUUCAAUCAACUACGAUUCUUGCAGUGACAGCAGUGGCAGCGAAACAACUUAUAACAUAGAUUGUCAGAGCAAGAAAAAUAACACAAAAAAUUGUGAAAUCGAUUUUAGCAGUGACGGCUGCGAAUCAGAAAAAGGAGGUUCAGCCUUGACUACAAGAAAAUUUAAAAAAAAACUUAGUUUAAACUCCGGUCGUAAUUGGUUUGGAGAACUAUCUGCUCGUAGUAAUCAAGACCACCAGCGGGAAUAUGAAGAAAAAGCAUUGAAAAACAUUGUAAUUCAAAUAAAUAAAAAUUAUGGAUUGGAUAAGAGCAUUCUUCCAUGUGGGUCGGUUGGGGGAUUUUAUGUGCGUCUAGAAACCGAAUGGAAGGAUCAGCUAAAACAUAGAAUUUCCUCAAACCCUAUUAGUAGUUCAUCAGCGUCUGCUAUUGGAAAACACAAAUAUAAAUAA
Molecule: messenger RNA, 2480 nt
Organism: Bactrocera latifrons
Lineage: Eukaryota; Metazoa; Arthropoda; Insecta; Diptera; Tephritidae
Exons: 8
Coding region: 12-2480 (822 amino acids)
Source: RefSeq, a predicted model, not a curated record